Molecule: messenger RNA, 3621 nt
Organism: Chlorella variabilis
Lineage: Eukaryota; Viridiplantae; Chlorophyta; Trebouxiophyceae; Chlorellales; Chlorellaceae
Exons: 15
Coding region: 1-3621 (1206 amino acids)
Source: RefSeq, a predicted model, not a curated record
AUGGAGGAGGCGGAUGGAUAUGAAGGCGGGGGCUAUGGCAAGGCGCAGCGGGGGAGGCGCCACCGCACGCAGACUGGCAAGACCCCCUACAGCAGGCCCGGCCCCAAGCCCGUAGCCAAGGAGGGGCCGCUGAAGGAGCAGCCUGCCAGCGAGCCGGCGCCAGGGGGACUGUUUGGGAGCCUGCGAACUCUGAUCACCAAGGUCCCGGUGCUGGGCAGCUACUUUGGAACACCUGCCGCCGCCGCCGCUGAACCGCCGCCAACAGACGAUGAGAUGGAUGGCGAUGUCGAGGUGGUGCUGGAGUCGCAGACCCAGGGUGCGGGCGAUGGCGGCAGCGGCAAGGAGCAGAUGCAGGGAGGGCGCGAGCUGGCACGGGCGGCGGCGAGCCCCGCCUCGCUGCCGCGGCCGGGCCUGCGGGGCGCUUCCCAGGGCCCCGCGCAGCCACCAGCGCCGCAGGCGGCUGCUGCUCACACACGCAGAGUGGCGUUCCAGUCGCCCAUGGGCACGGGGGACGAGGCAGAGGAGGCAGCAGCAGGCACACCCCAAGUGCCACCCCGGGGCGUCGACGGCGACGGCAGCGGCACCCCGUAUGACAGCGUGCUCGCCAUGCUGCGGCAGGGCCCCCUGGCCACCAACUCGCCCCGCUCCUUCCCCCGCCCCCGCUCGAGCAGCCUGCUGACGGCAGGCGCGGGGCGCACCCCCGGGCCCGCGCUGGCCUUUGGUGGCAGCACGUCGCCCUCGCCGCUGCCGCCCAGCGGCGGGCCGAGGGCAGGCGCCGGCUUUGGAGGCUCCCGCCUGGGGCUGCACGCAGCAGGCGGCGGCAGCUCCACCCCAUCCACCGGCCUGCGCACGGCCUACACUGCGCGCAGCAACAGCCGAUUCUCCCGCACCCCGGUGCACAUGCAGCCGCUGGCUGCCGGCAGGCCCGCGGGCAGCGGCGGCGGCGGCACCUCUCGCUUCGGCCUGGCAGCUGCCGCCGUGGCGGCUGCAGCAGGCGACGAGGCAGCAGGCGCUGGCAGCGGGCCUGGCACUGCACUGCUGUCGCCGGCACCACUGGCCUGGACCCCCAUGCGCAGCAACCUGGCUACCGGCGGCCGCGGUGGUGCCCCUGCGAGCGGCACAAAGCGGAAGGCGGAUUCAGCCAGCCCGGAUGCAGAUGCCGGGGGCGGCGACGCCGGCACCAUCAGCCUCCUGGAUGCGCAGCGCCGCAUCCGGCAGCGGUCGGAGCCAGUCGGCGGCGGGGCUGGCGCCAGGGGCGACCGGCGAGCCUGGAAUGCAGGGCGCACGCCCUUCCACCCCAAGGCGGCAGGCCUGUCGCGCUUCGGCGCUGCGCAGCAGCAGAAGCAGCAGCCGCCGGCGGCGGCAUGGGGCGGGCUCGGCGGUUGCUGGGAGCCGCCGCCGCAGCAGGAGAAUGGCGCCAGCCCGGCAGCCCCGCCAGGGCUGCUGCCUGGCGCGCCGGCAGCCGCAGCGCCAGCAGGGGGAAAGGCCACAACUGACACCGCCCGCCGCAUCCUAGCCACCCUUGAUGCCCUCGACAAGGUGGUGGCGGCAUCGCCUACAGGCGUUGGCGCGGCAGCGGUGGCGGCGGCGAUGGGCGAGGCGCAGCAGGGUGUGGAGCCCGCAGCGUCCCCGCCCCCAACCGACUCGCUAGGCUUUGCAGGCCUGCCCCGGGGGGAGCCUGCGCACGAGCCGGCGGACAGUGGCGGCCAGGGGGAGAGGGCCAGGAGCGUGACGUUUGGGAACGUCGUGUCCUUUGCUCCCACGCCCACACCCGCGUCGUCACCGAUGGCCAAGGUCGCCACCGCCGCUGUGCCUGCUGCAGCUGCUGCCGGCACCGCCAGCGGCUGGGGUGAGGCCCUCCUGGCUUCCAACAAAGCUGCUGCGGCACAGGCUGCGCCAGCAGAGGCCACUGGCGGCGGCAGCAAGCAGCAGCAGGUCCAGCAGCCCACGGCAGCCUUCACGUUUGGGCUGGCAGCAGCUCAGCCCUCCUCUGCAGGAGCAGCAGGUACACCCACCAUGAAGCAGCGCAGCGAAAUUGCGGCACCGAAGGAGCCUGCAGCCGAGCUGGCGCGGGCAUCCGAGGCGCCGGCGCCGCUGUUUGGCGCCAGCAAGCCAGCAGAGCCUGCGGUGCCGGCGUUUGCCUCCCCCAAGCCUGCCAACGGUGCUGACACGUCGACGGCCCCCAAGUUUGCUUUUGGUGGCACUCGUAGCAGUGACAUGGAUCGCAAGGUGGCUGCAUCCAUCGCAGCAGCUUCCACGGCCGCCGCUUCAGGCCUUGCCCCCACCUUUGUCUUUGGCGGCAAGAAGGCAGGAGAGGGCAAAGAAGCCGAGGGCGCCUGGACGCCGCUGACGGCCGCCAAGACCCCUGCUGAGGCUGAGAAGGCCAACCAGGCGGCUGCUGAGGCGGCGAAGUCGCCGCUGCCAGAGUCUGAUCUGUCUGACGAGGAGCCGCCUCCGACGGCACCAGAGCCAGCGCCCGCACCCAAGCCUGCAGAGGCCGCCAAGCCCGCAGCAGCCAGUGGUGGCUGGGACCUGAGCUUCCUGCAGAAGAACCAGGCUGCAGCUCAGCAAGCCCUCGAGGCUGCCGCCAAGGAGGCGGAGGCCGGCAAGCCCUCGGCGGCUGCCGCAGACGCACCCAAGUUCAGCUUUGCAGCCCCUGCACAGGUGCCUGCACCUGCCAGCACCGCCGCUUCAGGCUGGGGGGAGGCCUUCUUGAAGUCCAACCAAGCUGCCGCCUCAACGGCAGCUGAGGCCGCAGCCAAGGAGGUAGAUGCCGCUGCCCCGAGCGGCGGUGCAACAGCAGCAGCCCCUGGCACCAGCGCCCCGGCCUCUGGGGCAGGAUGGGGCGAUACCUUCUUGAAGGCCAAUCAAGCUGCUGCCUCGCAGGCAGCAGAGGAUGCUGCCAAGGAGAUAGCGGGGGCUGCUCCUGGCGGCUCGGCGAGCGCAUCUCAGCCCGGGUUCGAGCCGGCAGCAGCUCCGGUGGUGGCAGCCCCGCCAUUUAACUUUGGAGCGGCAUCUCAGCAGCCCAUUCAGCUUGGGGCAGCGCCCACUGCUUCCAGCGGCGCCGCCGUUGUCUUUGGUGCGUCGGCCCCGCCCCCCGGCAGCACUGGCUUUGCCUUUUCCACGCAGCCGCCGGCGUCCAGUGCCGCCGUGCCAGCAGGCGGCUUCGCCUUUGGUGCUACUCCGGCCACAGCUCCGCCCGUUGGUGGCUUUGGGUUUGGCGCGAGCAGCGGUUCUGGAGGGUUUGCCAAUGGCAUGGACUCCAUAGAAAUGGUAGAAAACGGCACCAACAACAAUGGUGCGAGUGCUGCGGCGCCAGCUCCGACCUUCCAGUUUGGAUCAGCCCCACCCGGCAGUGCCCCUACCUUUGGCAGCUCUGGGUUCGGCUUUGGUGCCCAGCCGCAGCAACCUGGCUUCAGCAGCACCCCAGCGUUUGCGUUUGGUGCGGUGCAGCCCCAGCAGCCGGCCCCCGCCCCCGCCGCGGGAGGCAUGGUGCCCAACAACCCCUUUGGCGGCGGCAUGGGCGGCGGGUUCAGCAUAGGCAGCACUGGUGGCGGCGGCUCUCAGUCGGAGUCUGGCAGGCGCAAGCUCAAGGUGAAGCGGGCGGGAGGCAGGAAGUAG